Symbiodinium sp. CCMP2456 is the source of this 2193-nucleotide messenger RNA. The record is from the annotation of a GenBank genome assembly. Lineage: Eukaryota; Dinophyceae; Suessiales; Symbiodiniaceae.
AUGCGAUUGGCGAAGUGGCUUGCGAUUCCUGCGAGUCGUUCCGCAAAACCUGGGCUUGGGAGGCGGCGGUUCUCCAGAGAUGUGCGCCUGCGAGAGUCUGGGCAGAGCCUCGGAAGCCGCAGCGCGGUGGCCUCCGCCGUCGCCGCUCUGCGCCGGACCGCCCGCUGGGAGCUGGCGCUGAAGCUUCUGGGAGAGAUGCCGGAGGCAUCGCUUCAGCCCGACACCGUGAACUUCAACGCGACGCUCCUGGUGUGCGCCUCCGCUUCCGCUUGGAACACUGCAGUGGCCUUACUCGGGGCCAUGCCCAGCAAGGAGGUGCUGCCCGACACAAGGAGCUACAACUCUGUGCUCGCUGCUUUGGAUCAUGCAGCAGAGGCUGGACAGGCUGUGCAGUGCAUGGCGCAGAUGCGUCUCUUACGAGUGCCACCAGAUGCUGCGAGCUACAGCAGUCUUAUGAGUGCCCUGACACGAUCUGGCGAGUGGCGGGCAGCGAUUCAGGUCUUCGCUGAGAUGAGGGUGCAACGAGAUGCGGUCUGCUUCAGUGUUGCCAUGGGUGCCUGCGAGAAGGCCAGCGAAUGGGCCAAGGCCCUGGAGCUCUUCCAGGCGCUGGCCCAGCAACGGCUCCGGCACGAUGCCGUGACCUUCGGCAAUGCCGUGUGUGCAAUGACCAAAGGGGGCCACUGGCUGGGCGUUUUGGAGCUCCUCCAGUGCAUGCAGAGCGAGGCGGUGAAGCUGGACACCGUGGUGUGCAACAGCGCUCUUACAGCUUGUGCGAACCACUCGCGCUGGCAGGAUGCCUUGCACUUGGUCAGCAUUAUGACCCAGCUCAAACUGGCAAAAACCACUGCCACCUGUAAUGCCACGAUUCGAUCCCUCGAGAAAGCUGGGGAGCACCGUCGAGCCGUGGAGGUUCUGUUGCACGAGUUUGCAUCAGAGGAUCCUCUGGAUCAGGGGUUUGCGCGCCCCAGCAUGUUCAGGAGCACGCGGCCGGUGAAGGUCACCGCGGCGCUGAAGGAGGCGCUGGCUGAGCGCCUGGAGCGGGCCUUGAGGCCGGGCGACUACCGAGCAGAGAGCCGUCGUGCAGCGGAGCCGCCGGAGCCACCGCGCCCUGUGGUGGCAGUGGAGGCAGCGGCCUUCGGGCCCGGUCCUGCCCCGGCAAGCGAGUGGUGCACGAUCCGGGCCCAGGAGGCUUUCGACGCUGUCCUGAAGCACCUCCGCCCUACCACGGAAGCUGCACUUCAAGAGGCUCAAGCUCUGGCACAAAAGUUGGAGGCGACCGUGCCCGCACACUAUGUGGACGUCAAGGUGAUGGUCUACGGAUCCGUGACCGGCCGCUUCGCGGCCCAGGACGCAGAUGCCGACUUUACUGUCCUCCUGCCCUGGGACGAAGCGGACUCUGGGGCCUUGCGAGCCUUCCAGCAGCGCGUUCUGGUGGAACUGAGGAGAGAGCUCCUGGCACGAGGGUGGCACGUCUCGACGGUGGGCCUGGGCGGGCGGGUGCCGGUGCUGACUUUCCACUGGGGUCCGGGCUUGAGCCGGACUGCCGAUGUCACUGUCAGAAAUUACCUCGGCCUCCACAAGAGCGCGCUUCUUCGAGAGUAUUCCUUGCUGGAUGAGCGCCUCUGCGAUCUGGUGGUUGCCGUCAAGCGCUGGGCUGAGCUGCGAGGCCUGAGCGGUCAGACUAGGGGCUACCCGGGCGGCUACUCCUGGAGCCUCCUGGCCCUCUCCUUUGCUCAGAGGGCCGCUCCGCCCCUGGUGCCUUCGCUGCAGGCCCUGGCUACGAAGAGACGGCUUUGGGAAGAGUCGGGGGAGUGCUACAACGUGGCCUGGGCAUCGGCUGCAGAUGCGGAGGUGAAGAAUUCAUCUGGGUCUCCCGAGCCCUGGACCUCGCCGGCGCUCCUGGAAGCCUUCUUCCGCUUCUUUGCAUACGGCUACGACUUCAAUGUCGAGGCCGCGUCGGUGCGUUUGGCCGAGCGUGCCCGGCGGAGCGUCGUCGGUCGCCCGGCUCUGGCCCUGGAAGACCCUCUGGAAACGGACUGGGACCUGGGCCGCCUACUGGACGAGCAGCGCCUGGCCCGACUCCGUGCGGAGCUGCGCCGCGCCGCCCGCCGGCUGCGUGGAGGUCCUUCGGAGUCCUCCCUGAAGGCAGUCUUCGCCCGACGUGGGCUCAGGUCGGAGGCGAGUCGGACCUGA